Messenger RNA from Ogataea haglerorum, 2604 nucleotides. RefSeq lists its product as uncharacterized. The transcript has a single exon. The record is from RefSeq and is a predicted model, not a curated record. Gene Ontology annotation, biological process: protein localization to kinetochore; mitotic spindle assembly checkpoint signaling; mitotic sister chromatid biorientation. NCBI's taxonomy places the organism in Eukaryota, Fungi, Ascomycota, Pichiomycetes, Pichiales, Pichiaceae. The coding region runs from base 1 to 2604 and encodes 867 amino acids.
AUGUCUUCUUCAGAGUUCCCUACCGAGAAGGAGAAUGUUGCUCCUCACCAUUUUCCUUACAAGGUGCGAAAGCCAAAUAGAAGACACACGUUGCUGCCUGUGCCUCCCAGGAGCAUCUUGAAGGCUUCAGCGGAUCAAAACCAUACGAUCGCCAUAAUACCGAAGAAUAAAUCAAAAAAGAGGAGAGUCUCGUUUGCCACAGACGUUGACGUUCGCAGUAUUAUCCAUAGAACGCAUGAAGCGAACGAGGGCGCUCAUGAUAUAGGAUUCAAUCCUCGCAGACGUGACUCGCUGCAAGUAAUUCCCUCAUACUCUCAAAAAAGAAUAUCGUUUUUUGGACGCAAUGACAACUCACCUAGUGCAGACGAGAAUGAAGAUUGCUCACAGGUUGUUGACAAGACUCAAAUGUCACCUGGUUCGAUUGAAGAGGACAACAUGAGUCAGCCAAUGGAGAUGUCAGAAGAGCUAAAUGCAGAGGUGCGUGAGCUUGUUCGCAGAAACUACGACGCAGAAACGGAAACUUUCGAUCCCACGGAAGCUCCAAAUCUGGAGGCUACUUUCAAUCAGAUAGAAGAGGAGGACACGAUGGAGUUCACUCAGCCAGUUAGGAGACCGGAAAAACCAAAUCCGGAAUCUGUGGACGAACCGGAAGUGUCACAACCAAUGGACCUAGCAGAGCCAGAUCGUCUUGAGAUUGAUACCGGAGAAAACAGAGAUACUCUGCAGCGAGAGCCAGAGAAUUCAAUGGAAAUCACGCAAGCGAUCCAUUGCAAUCAUGAAGAGCCCAUAGACACGGAGGAAACGAUGGAAAUGACGCAAAUAAAUAAACCUACUGCUGACUCGCAGGAACCUAUGGAAUUCACCCAACCAGUACGAACAAUUGCACGAGAUCAAUCUUUCUCUAAUCUGAGAACUCCACCACGUCUUGAGAAACCGCAUAUCUCUACUCCUAGUUCAAGUGCUCGAGCCCAAAAGAUCCGCACUGAUGAGUUUGGAUCUCCACAAAGCACUUCCAAAGACUCUAUGCUCGAUCUGGGAGAACUUGCCAAGCCGAAAGACAUCAUACAGAACCUUAGGAAAGCAGAGGAACAGCAAGAUGAGGAGGGCUUUUGUCAGAAGCAGGAUGGGCAAGAUGAGCAGAAGGAUAAGGAAUUCACGGAACAAAAUGCGAGCGCAGACAUGAGUGCUUUUGAGGAAUCUAUCAUCAUUGCGGAGAAGGUUCCACUAGCAGAGGUUACUAUGGAUUCAGAGAAUGAGGAAGCGAACUUUGAAGAUGAUGACGACGACUACGUUCAUGUAACUCUUCCGCAGUUCCUCAAUCAGGUCCAGGUUCAGUUUUAUGACAACAUCGGACCUUCCGAACGCGAACUCACUGUGACCAGUGAAGGGUCAGGAUCUCAGGCUCUUCACAAAUACGUGGACGCCGUGACAGAGUUUCCUAACUUUGAUUACUUCUAUCAUCUCAUUGCCCAGCGCAAGUCGGGCAUCGAUCGCUCGCAAAAGAGCAUCAACGAUUUUAGUGAGGCAAUAAUCAAUAACAACCCAACUUCUGUUAGGGAGUUUUACGAGAGCACAGACGAGGUUCAAAAGGAUUUGAAGGUCAACUACCAAGCGUUGGCAAGUCUGGCAAGAACUAUUGCUGAGCAUGGCAACCUGGUGUUCAUGAAAAACUCCUUGGAAGGACUGCUCAAAUCGUACGAGAACCGCAAGGCUUCAGUGAACUCUCAGGUUGCAGACAUGGAGGAAAUUCGCGCAGCAUUCUCCUCCGAGUACCAAGAAUGUGUAAAGAGGAAAGCAGACCUCACGAAAACGCUAGCCUUACUGCACGACAGGCAGAAGAACUUUGCGAAUGUUGACCUUGACAAGCUAGAACUGCUGAAGGGCAGAGUGGAAGAUGCACAAGAACAAAAUGCUCGUCUGAGAGAGACCAAGGGGGAGCUUCAAAAGGUCAUUGCUGAAGAAGAAGAAAAAUUCAAACACGUCUCCGCUAAACUCUUGGAAGCACACGAAGAAGACAAGCGGCUGAAGAAACGCGUGAUGGAAAUCAAACUCCCAUCCCAAAAUGAGCUAUACCUCUUGCAACAGCAGUUUGUUGACCUCCAAAGAACCACACAGGUGGAGCUCCUUGUGCUGAACGAAAGGGAGUUCAAGGUGCAGAUUAUGAAAGAGCUCGAAGUGAGGAUUGACCUUUCCACUGGCACCAGAACUCUCAAGAUGUCUCCGACCGACAUGCAGUUUAGCGACUUAUAUUCCAAAUUCGCGGUCCGUUUUCAAUCUGUCAAAGGUGUUAGCUUGAAAGAUUACUUUGUUCAAUUGCGACAGUCCUAUGCACAGUUUAGAGAGCUGGUCAGAGAGCUUCGUAUUCUUCAACUAUAUUACCAGUUCCAACAAAAGGACAACGACAUGGUUAUCACCAUUACCAAAUCGGAUCUGUACAGGCUAGACGCUAGGUUCAAUGUUGACGAGCUGCUAUCAUUAUCUGAGCCCGUGAAGGUGACGACGCAUGUGGUUAGUCUAUGCGGGAGCGAGUUCGCGGCGGACGAUAUUUUGAAAAACGCUCUUAGUGAGACCAGCCUCCAUAUUCUACAGCGGAUGGAAAUAUAG